UUUCAGUAUAUUGUGGUUAUAAUGUAAUCAAAAAUCUUGGACAUCGAACUCACAAUAACCUUUAUCUUCAUUGUUAAAAGAAAUUCCAAUAAAUUCCCAAUAUAUCAACACAUCCUGAGUCAAUACACGAUAAGAAGUCAAUAUUAAAUUGCCAGUAGCCAACUCGUAUUCAACGUAGCCACACCGACAUUUAAUGAUGCUGAAAGAACUAGUUUAUCUGUUACUGGUCGCGUUCGUACGUGAAAAAACCUGCGCCAGAAUCCUGGCAGUGGUGCCGGUACCAUCGUACAGCCACCAACUGUUCUUCAGGCCCCUUUGGAAGGGACUGAACGCAAGAGGCCACGAACUGACUCUUAUGACGACGGACCCCAUGCCCGAAGCUCCGAAUAACAUCAAGCAAAUCGACUGGAGUUUCGCGUACGACCUGAGACACAACAAACAUAACAUCACCAAGGUGGUGCAGGACAACGAAUACAACCUCCCGAAAAUCCUCGCCUCGUACCAGGCCAUGAUGAACGAAAUAGUCGACGAGGAACUGGCUCGGCCAGAGGUGCAGGCGUUGCUGAAUGACGAAAACGAACGGUUUGAUUUGUUGAUGGUGGAAUAUUUUCAUCCGGUGAUGUUCGCGUUCUCGGAAAGAUUCAAGUGCCCCUACAUAGCCCUCGCUUCGAUGGAAAUUGCCAAUUUUUAUCACAAGGCCUUGGGAAACCCCAUACAUCCCGUGCUUUACCCGGAGAUACUGUUGCCCUUCGAAAGAGACUUAAAGUUCAGCGAGAGGCUGUUGAGCACCCUGUACGUGAUCUGGGGUAUCGUUCACAAGAAAUAUACCUACGGGAGUAGCGUUGAGGAGCUAAUGGCCAAGAAAUAUUUCGGGGAGGACCUGCCCUCUCUGCAAAGGAUUACUAGAAACGUCAGUAUGGUGUUUGUUAACACCCACCCAGUCUUCAAUGUUAGGCCGUUGGGGCCCGGUUUCGUCCGAAUUGGCGGGGGAAUGCACCUGGAGGAGCCGAAGCCAUUGCCCGAGGAGCUGAAGAUGUUUUUGGAUCGAGCUGGAGAAGGUGUCAUCUACUUUAGCCUAGGGACGAAUGUACGAAGCCACCACUUAUCAAAAGGGUUGAUACAAGCUUUCGUGGACACUUUUAGGGAAUUGCCUUAUAAAGUACUGUGGAAAUUUGAAAGAGACGUACCCGAAAAAUCAAGUAAUGUAAAGAUUGUUAGGUGGCUACCUCAACAGGAUGUACUACGUCAUAAAAAUGUGAUAUUGUUCAUGACCCAAUGUGGCUCUCAAUCGAUGGAGGAGGCGAUUUUUAGCCAUGUUCCGAUGGUGGCUAUUCCUUUCGUGAGUGACCAGAAAAUGAACGCCCAGAAAAUUGUCGGCAGUGGGUUAGGACUGUUCAUCAACAAGAACACCCUCACGAGGGAGGUCCUUAUGAAGGCGAUUUUGGAAAUCACGCAGAAUUCCAGCUAUAAAAACAAUGUAAGGCAAGUGGCGGACCUCAUGCAGGACCAACCGAUGUCCGGAUUAGAGAAGGCGAUAUGGUGGACGGAAUACGUCAUCAGACACAGGGGGGUGAAACAUUUUUGGCACCCUAACCUGGACCUACCGACGUAUCAGUUUCUGCUGUUGGACGUUAUAGGUUUCUUGGUGCUACUACACAUCCUGACUAUUUUUGUGGCGUAUAAAAUCGUUAAAAACGUAUCAGUUUUACUUCUGCGAGGAGCAAAUUCAAAUAAAGUAAAAACUAACUGAAGCUCCCUCCCCUCUUUGUCUUUCCCGAUACGUCGCGUGAUCGUCCUUCUUUAUAUUCUAAUAAACAACUUGUAUACUUUUAAAGGGUAUCAGGUCUCGUUUGCGGGAUAUCCGAAACGCGCUUUCUAUCGUCAAUAUAUGAAACGGUUUGUAAGGAAUUUUCGUCCCGAGCCAGAGGAUCGCGCUGCGGUGUCUUCGUGCGGUUGAAAAUCUCGUAGACACGCAAAGCACUGCCAAGCACCGAUUAUCGAAAUAUCCGGAAAGCGCGAGCUUCUUUUUUUAUUAUUCGCUGCUUCUUAUCGUUCGCUGUACGAUUUUAAACAAGGAAAAUAUGGGCCAGUUGACUGAUAUAAAAAAGAGUCGAAAUGAUGUGCGGGAGUUUUGGAGAUGCCCAUUUCCUGUUUGUCGGAGCUCCAAUAUUGGGAUCCAGCUAACUCGAUUUUAAAUUGAUUAAUUUCUUACAUUAAAUUAAAUAAAUUAAGGGAAAGCUCGAGCGGAGCUCCUCCGAAAGCUGAUAUUUCAGAAUAACACCAAUUUAUUUAUUUUUCAAUACCGAAUUUUAAACACAACAUAAAAAAAAUCCGGUGUCGGAUAUUCAAAGAAGUAGCGAAAAAUGAGAUAAAUGAGCUCUUACAAUUAGUAUUCAAAGACAAUAUCCUAAUCAUAGGCGUGCGCCGGGAAAAGGAUUAAAGGAUUAAACAAUUAAACAUCAUAAACGAUAACAAAGGUACUUAUUCCUAUUUUUUAUAUUUAACUUUCACGUUCUGUAUCUUUUAAAAAAGGCGCCUGAAUAAACAAUGUUUCA
Messenger RNA from Anoplophora glabripennis (Asian longhorned beetle), 2555 nucleotides. Its product is annotated as UDP-glucuronosyltransferase 2B31. The record is from RefSeq and is a predicted model, not a curated record. The transcript has 4 exons. Bases 194 to 1750 code for a protein of 518 amino acids. Lineage: Eukaryota; Metazoa; Arthropoda; Insecta; Coleoptera; Cerambycidae. Gene Ontology annotation, molecular function: UDP-glycosyltransferase activity.